CACCGUUUUACUCUGCUGACACGACUGCAGAAAAAAAUCAUUCGUUUUCUCUGUUGCGGCGUCCAUUAGUCGGUGAGGUUGCUCCUGUGAAAAUCGGGAAAAGUGGUUGUUUUAUAGAAAGUGUUGUUUGACCUUACACCAAAGUGUGUAAAAUUUAAAGUUUAAGAUUGGCCAUAGCAAACCCGUGUAUCGCCGAAAGAAAACAGUUCCGGAAAGAGUUGACGCGUAGCAUAUCGCAAAAUGCCGGCCUCCGGAACAUUCAAACUGUUCAUCGGCAACGUCGACGAGAAGACGCAACCCUCCGAUUUGCGCCCGCUCUUCGAGAAGUAUGGAACCGUAGUCGAGUGCGACGUGGUCAAAAAUUACGGUUUCGUGCACAUGGAAAACGAGGAUCAGGGCCGAGAUGCGAUUCAGAAUCUGGACGGGUACGUGGUCAACGGUAAAGCAAUCAAGGUGGAAGCAGCCAGGAACCGUCGCGCGCCGAACGCAAACACGACCAAGAUUUUCGUAGGCAAUUUGACCGAUGUAACCCGCGCUCCGCAAGUUCGCGAACUGUUUCAAAAGUACGGUACCGUCGUCGAGUGUGAUAUCGUGCGGAACUACGGGUUCGUCCACCUGGAUCCCACCGGCGAUGUAAACGAAGCGAUCCGUGAACUCAACGGUAUGAUGGUGGACGGACAACCUAUGAAAGUACAGGUGUCCACCAGCCGGGUUCGGCCGAAGCCCGGAAUGGGCGAUCCGGAGAUGUGUUACCGCUGUGGCCGCUCGGGUCACUGGUCCAAGGAGUGCCCGCGUCUGCUCUGGUCCGAAAGUAGAUUCCGCGAUCGACCGAUGUACGCAAGAGAUCCGUACCCACCGCCGCCGCCGCCACCGUUCCUUCGCGAUCGCAUUAUGGAUGGAUUUAGGGACACCUUUGACUAUUACGACCGGUACGAUGACCCCAGAGAUCUGUUCGAGCGGCGCUACGGAAUCCGUGGACGCGACUUUCCCCCCCUGAGAAGCCGCGAGCCAAUGCCACCGAUUCCGCCGCUGAUGCGCCGCAGUGCGGUGGAGAGCAGCCGCAGCAGCAACUACGACUCCAUCUUCAGUCGCCGUACACCGCCGCCGCCGAGCCGCAACGGUAGCAGCAUCAGUCGUUUCGGAGUAUACGAAGACUUCAGCCGGGACUCGUUCGAUGAUCGGCGACAGGGCUUGCGUGGACCGUCGCCCACGCAUCGGUACGCUCCGUACUGAGACGACUUGCAUCGCAUCGGGAACGCCGGCAGCAUUGGGCGAUUGUUGCGGUCCAAUACAUACUAUUAUGAGACAUGCUGAGUAAUCCUGAAGAGGGCUUGAUACUCGGUACAGGUUUUUAACACAGUUUCAUCUGUUAGGACACGAAGCGCGUUUCUACGUUUUGUAUUCCCCUAUUUAAAUAUUGUCUUUUAAGUUAACCAACUUAAUCACACAAAUCACAGCACAGCGCAAUAUUAAUGAAAACAUUUUUAUUUCUAAAAGUCAAACCAAUUGAGACAUCGGCACGUAGGUUGUGCAACUAUAUAAAUACUAUUAAAAAUCAUAAAACUAAGUUUUAGAUAGUCGAGCUCACGAUCACUUUAAUGUUCUCUAUUGGUGAAAUAGUGUUUCACUCAACAAAAAGCGGCAUUUUCAGGCAGUCGUGACAAAAUUUCGAUUGAAACAGUUUAGGAAGAUAUCAAACCUAAUUACAAAAGGUAGAAUGCUUGAAAUGGUAUCCUAUAUUGACUUUCUAUGUACUGAUAACAAUGAAGAAGGAUAAUAAAUAUUGCCAAUAUAAUACGUA
Molecule: messenger RNA, 1801 nt
Organism: Armigeres subalbatus
Lineage: Eukaryota; Metazoa; Arthropoda; Insecta; Diptera; Culicidae
Gene: lark
Product: RNA-binding protein lark
Exons: 3
Coding region: 241-1233 (330 amino acids)
Cellular component (GO): nucleus
Molecular function (GO): mRNA binding; zinc ion binding
Source: RefSeq, a predicted model, not a curated record